CCACUUCCGGUAGGGAGGUCGGCGGAGCGGUUUGCAGAGGAUGCCGGUGAGGUCUCACGGGGACGGGUCCAGUAGGCAGGGCUAGGCGUGCGGCCUCGCCUGGAAUCCGAACCAGAACGUGGACCGGAGCCCUUCCUGAAGAUGCUGAAGCAACACUUUGGACCGUGAGUUUCCUCUAAAGUGGAACCAAGAAGAGGAAUAAUAAAUACAUUGAAUUCUAAAAAAAAGCCAUGGCCCAUGGGUUGGUGAUGUUCAAAGAUGUGGCUAUAGACGUCUCUCAGGAGGAAUGGGACUGCCUGAACCCUGCACAGAGGAAUUUGUACAAAGAUGUGAUGUUAGAAAACUAUAGCAACUUGGUUUCAUUGGGACUUUCUAUUUCUAAGCCGGCUGUGAUCUCCUCAUUAGAACAAGGGAAGGAGCCCUGGAUGGUUGUGAGGGAAGUGAAAGGAGGCCAGUGUUCAGACUUGUCAGACUUGUCCAGGUGUGAGCCCAAGAAGUUAUCUCCAAAAAGAGACAUUUAUGAGACAGAAUCAUCCCAGUGGGCUAUUAUAGAACAAUUUAAAAGCCAUAAUCCUGAGAAAUCCAUUUUCAGAGAUAUUUGGGAAUGCAAAAGUCAGUUUGAGGGACAACAGGAGAGCUAUCUCAGGCAGUUUAUUAUCAGCCAUGAACACAUGCCCAUUUUCAGCCAACAUACUCUCCUUACCCAGGAAUUUUAUAAUAGAGAGAAAAUAUUUGAAUGUAAAGAUUGUAGAAAAAACUUCAGUUACAAUUUAUUCUUUAGUCAUCACAAGAGAAUGAAUUCUAAAGAAAAACUUUCCGAAUGUAAGAAAUGUACAGAAACUGUUAAUACAUCAAACCUUAAACAACAGAGAAUUCAAAGUAAUAGCAAGAGUAGUGAAUGUCAAGAAUGUUGGAAAGCCUUUAUUCAUUGCUUACAACCUAAACAUCUGAGAAUUCAUAAUGGUGAAAAACGCUAUGAGUGUGAAGAAUGUGGAAAGACCUUUAAUUAUGGCUCAGAACUUACUCUACAUCAAAGAAUUCACACUGGUGAGAAACCCUAUGAAUGUAAGGAAUGUGGGAAGGCCUUUAGGCAGCGAUCACAGCUUACUCAACAUCAGAGACUUCAUACUGGUGAAAAACCCUAUGAAUGUAAGCAAUGUGGGAAGGCUUUUAUUCGUGGCUUUCAACUUACUGAACAUCUACGACUCCAUACUGGUGAGAAACCCUAUGAAUGUAGAGAAUGUGGAAAGACUUUUAGGCAUCGCUCACACCUUACCAUACAUCAGAGAAUUCAUACUGGUGAGAAACCCUAUGAAUGUAGAGAAUGCGGGAAGGCAUUUAGCUACCACUCGAGCUUCUCUCACCAUCAGAAAAUUCAUUCCGGCAAAAAACCUUAUGAAUGUAGUGAAUGUGGGAAGGCCUUUUGUGAUGGCUUACAGCUUACCCUACAUCGGAGGAUUCAUACUGGUGAAAAACCCUAUGAAUGUAAGGAAUGUGGGAAGACUUUUAGACAAUGUUCACACCUCAAAAGACAUCAGAGAAUUCAUACUGGUGAGAAACCUCAUGAAUGUAUGAUAUGUGGUAAGACCUUUAGACUUCAUUCACACCUUAUUCAACAUCAGAGAAUUCAUACUGGUGAGAAGCCAUAUGAAUGUAAGGAAUGCGGGAAAGCCUUUAGCUAUCAUUCAAGCUUCUCACACCAUCAGAGAAUCCAUUCCGGGAAGAAACCUUAUGAAUGUGGAAAGGCUUUUAAUCAUGGUUUAUGAUUUAAUCUACAUCAAACAGUUCAUAUUGAAACACCAGUAGGGUUUUCUCUCUUCCCAUCCUAGUCUUACAUCAUGAAAUUGUUUUUGGAGAUACACAUUUUUUUCUUUCAAGGAAAAAGUAGGUGAAAAUGAAUUUUAUUAUUUUCAUUAUUAAAUGAUUUAAUUAUUGAAAAUCAGUUUUCUGCAAGAGAAAAUGUAAAAAUUACUAAAAGUUUUAAAUUACUCUGGUUUCAGUGCUGUUUCUGAGUUAUUAGAAUAACCAGUAUUGGAAGUAAAUUUUAUAAAACCAUAUGUUUUUGCUAAAACCAAUAGUUUGGCUAAAACCAUUUAAUGACAAUUAAAAUGAAAAAAAAUUUCUUCCCACAAAUCUCUCAGAACAAAUAUGUGUGUGUUUCUCCUUUCUUCAUGCUCAAACAUACCUGCAUGUAUGAAGGAUUUAUUGGAAGAGAUUUUACUGUGUGUAAAGGAAGAAUUUCAUGUGUAUGGAAGAGGUUUUACCCCUUAUAGUGACAUAUUUUGUGGCAGUUUGCCUUUUUCAUUUAAAUAAUUGACAUUUUUCUGAUGAAUAUGUAUAGAUGGAAUUCAUUUUUAAGGCUUCAGAGUAUUUAUAGUAUGGGAUGUAUGUCAGUAUCAUGAGCCAUUCUUGUAGACAUUCAAACUGUCUCUACUUUUUUGCCAAAAAUGAUAAUACAAUAAACAUUCUUAAAUGUCACUCUCUUAUUUCUGUUG
This is a messenger RNA of Manis javanica (Malayan pangolin), 2495 nucleotides long. RefSeq names its product zinc finger protein 461 (gene ZNF461). NCBI's taxonomy places the organism in Eukaryota, Metazoa, Chordata, Mammalia, Pholidota, Manidae. Gene Ontology annotation, cellular component: nucleoplasm; nucleus. Gene Ontology annotation, biological process: regulation of cytokine production; negative regulation of transcription by RNA polymerase II; regulation of immune system process. The record is from RefSeq and is a predicted model, not a curated record. Gene Ontology annotation, molecular function: DNA-binding transcription repressor activity, RNA polymerase II-specific; RNA polymerase II cis-regulatory region sequence-specific DNA binding.